Messenger RNA from Mangifera indica (mango), 1093 nucleotides. Its product is annotated as protein BRI1-5 ENHANCED 1-like. The record is from RefSeq and is a predicted model, not a curated record. Bases 23 to 1015 code for a protein of 330 amino acids. Gene Ontology annotation, molecular function: oxidoreductase activity, acting on the CH-OH group of donors, NAD or NADP as acceptor. The transcript is spliced from 4 exons. NCBI's taxonomy places the organism in Eukaryota, Viridiplantae, Streptophyta, Magnoliopsida, Sapindales, Anacardiaceae.
AGAGGGAGAAAGAAAGAGAGAGAUGGAAGAAGAAGAAGAUAGAGGCAGAGUUUGUGUAACGGGUGGAACAGGAUAUGUAGCAUCCUGGCUGGUGAUGAGGCUUCUUCAGCAUGGUUACACAGUCCAUGCCACUACUAGAUCAGACCCCGACGGCAGAAAAGACAUCAGCUAUAUCACAAAGUUAGCAGGAGCAUCAUCAGAGAAGCUAAAAAUUUUCAAUGCAGAUCUCAGUGAUCCAGAAAGCUUCAACGCAGCCAUUGAAGGUUGCGUGGGAGUGUUUCACAUAGCUCACCCUAUGGAUAAUGACAAAGAGGGAGAAGAAACAGUGACAAAACGUGCCGUCGAAGGAUUGUUAGGCAUUUUAAAGGCAUGCUUGAAUUCAAAGACAGUGAAACGAGUUGUUUACACUUCUAGUGUCGCCACCAUAGCUUAUAAUGACAAAAGUGGCGAUAUAUUGGAUGAAAGUACGUGGAGCGACGUUGAAAUGUGUAGAAACUUCGAUAAUUUAAGCAUGGCAUAUUUGGUUUCCAAGAUUACAACAGAAAAGACGGCCUUGGAAUAUGCAGAAAAACAUGGCUUAAAUCUUGUAUCUCUGGUUCUUCCCUUGGUUGUUGGACCUUUCAUUUGCCCUAAUAUGCCUUCAUCCGUUUACAUUUUUCUCACUAUGAUAUUGGGGAAACAAGAUAAAUAUAAAUAUCUUUUUUAUACAUAUAAUAUGGUGCACAUCGAUGAUGUGGCUUCUGCACAAAUCUUUCUUCUUGAAUAUCCUGAUUCGAAGGGAAGGUACAUUUGUUCAUCAGUCAAACUGACCAUUGAUGAAAUGUUCGAGUACUUCUCAACCAAAUACCCAGAAUUUGAACUACCAUCAGCAGAACGUUUGCAGAAGAUUAAAGCGUAUAAAAGACUUGGAAUUUCAUCAAAAAAGCUCUUGGAUUGUGGGUUUAAGUUUAAAUAUGGGCCUGACGACAUGUUUGAUGGUGCUGUUCAAUGCUGCAGAGAGAAAGGUUUUCUGUAGAGUGCAAAUCAUGCAGUUUCCUCGUAAAAAUUGUACAUGUACAAUUAUUUUCAUUUUAGUGUGUGGAUAUAUAAAUUC